Molecule: messenger RNA, 2025 nt
Organism: Hibiscus syriacus
Lineage: Eukaryota; Viridiplantae; Streptophyta; Magnoliopsida; Malvales; Malvaceae
Product: endoribonuclease YBEY, chloroplastic-like
Exons: 12
Coding region: 68-1870 (600 amino acids)
Biological process (GO): rRNA processing
Molecular function (GO): metalloendopeptidase activity
Source: RefSeq, a predicted model, not a curated record
UACAUUUCAGUUUAGGCCUCAAACAAACCUUGACGCUCUAUCAGCUAACGAGAGAAACAAACUCUAUAUGCUCAUCCGCUUCUCUUUUCUCCGUUCUCGUCUCCCUCCUUCCUCCCCCGCCAUGGCGUCCACUAUUUUACGCGCCGCCGCCACUACUCUCUCGCUUGAACGUUCCCCAACUACCUUCUACAUCCCUCGCUCUUCUUUCAAUCUAUCUCCCCCUCGCCGCUCGGGGCGUUUCGUUGUCUCUUCCACAUCGAGAUCUUCUCUCUUCUGUCGGAGAUUUCACGCUCUGUGCCGCGGAGAUGGAAGGAAGAGGCUUUUGAGGCCAAUGCGAUUCGUUUCGGCUUCGAAUAAGGACUAUCGGAAGAUGAGAGGACGGCCGGCGAAGAGUAAAGAGAAGCAGUUGGAUCUCAGUGUUAGUAUUUGCAUUGAAGAAGAGUUACCUGGUGAUCCUGAAAUUUCGAGCAUUGCGGAGUUACUUCGUCUUAAUGUGCCAAUGGCAAUGAAGCUAGCUUUUGAACGUAUAACAGAUUCGAAUUAUAAAACAAGAGAUAACUCCAUUCAAGAUUUAGGUGGGUUUGAGAGCGUAGAGUUGUCUGUACUACUUUGUAAUGAUGAGUUCAUUCGGAAACUAAAUAAGGAAUGGAGGGAUGAAGACCAUGCUACCGAUGUCCUUUCCAUGUCUGAACAUAUUCCUGAACUUAACCUUCCUGUUCUUAUGUUGGGUGACAUUGUUAUUUCUAUCGAGACUGCUGCAAGGCAGGCAGAAGAAAGAGGGAACACACUUAUUGACGAAAUACGCAUCCUAAUGGUUCAUGGAUUUCUGCAUCUGUUGGGUUUUGAUCAUGAAAUCAGUGAAGAUGCCGAGGAAGAAAUGGAGGAAGAGGAGGAAUUUGUUUUGAACAGUCUUGGAUGGAAAGGAAAAGGACUAAUACGGAGUGCAUAUGAUGCUGAAACUAAUGAAAACCUUCAUAUUGAGAAUUCAAACGAAAAAUUGACAAAGGACAAGAAGAAAGAAGGUAGUCUUCGUUUCUACAGACCAAAGUUCAAAUGCAUCUUCUGUGAUAUGGAUGGCACACUGCUGAACAGCAAAAGUCAAGUUUCAUUAACCAAUGCAAGAGCUUUGAAAGAGGCAGUAUCAAGAGGCGUAAAAAUUGUGAUAGCCACAGGAAAAGCGCGUCCUGCUGCAAUAAGUGUUCUGCAGAUGGUUAAUUUAUCUGGCAAAGAUGGCAUCAUCUCGGAGCACACUCCUGGGGUCUUCUUACAAGGAUUGCUGGUUUAUGGGAUAAAUGGUCGAGAAAUCUUUAAAAGGAAUUUAGAUCCAAAUGUUUGCAGAGAGGCUGGCCAUUACUCUUUGGAACACAAGGUUCCUCUCGUUGCAUUUUGCCAGGAUCGCUGUUUAACGCUAUUUAAUCACCCUCUUGUUGACACAUUUCAUACUGUAUAUCAUGAGCCAAAGGCAGAGAUUAUGCCUUCAGUUGAGCAUAUGGUGGCUGCUGCGGACAUACAGAAGCUGAUCUUUUUCGACACUGCUGAGGGAAUAGCAACUAAUCUGCGUCCAUACUGGUCAAAAGCUACAGGAGAUCAUGCUAAUGUUGUCCAAGCUGUACCUGACAUGCUUGAAAUCGUUCCCUUUGGGACUUCAAAGGGAAGUGGAGUGAAAUUGCUACUUGAUCAUUUGGGUGUCAGUUCAAAGGAGAUUAUGGCCAUUGGUGAUGGGGAAAACGACAUGGAAAUGCUUGAGUUAGCAUCUCUAGGAGUUGCUCUCAGCAAUGGAUCGGAGAAAACAAAAGCUGUGGCUGAUGUAAUUGGUAUUAGCAACGAUGAAGACGGUGUAGCCGAUGCUAUCUACCGGUAUGCCUUCUGAUGAUCCAACUUGACGCUUAAUAUAUACAACAAUAGCCUGCAAUUUAAGGCUCUUUCCCCCUUUCAAAUGGAACAAUUAGGUCGACCUUACAUAGCUGGGGAUGAAUUUAUCUUAUCUUCUUUGCUCAAUAAUUUAUUAUUAUUAUUUUCCAUUUU